CCUACAAUAACACCCUUGUAAAUCUUACUUGGAUUAGGUACUUAGCCCACUGUAAAAGACAUGUACUCACAUCGGAAUAGGCGUCAACUUCUCGAAGCUUUCACAAUUAAACUCUAUUCAUUGUCUGACAACUUAUUGACACCUCACCUCUCGAAGACUCUUAGUGCCGUUAAUACUAUAUAGACGUUAUAAACGGAUCCGUCAUCAAUAUGGAGCCCUGGAGGAAAAAACAACCCGUAAUCGACAUGCUCCAUAAUAAUUUAUAGUGCUAGCCUUACAGCCCUAGCCUCUCUUCGCAUCCAUGAUAAUUCUUCAACAUCAUUAGAAUCUAUACACAUAAUUCAAUAGUAAGAUGCAACUUUCCUACCUGCCAAUAAAUCGUAAUACGAAUAUCAUCUAUACUCAGGCCCAAGACUCAAAGAUAUAAGCGAAGUCAUAAACCACUUUCGCCUUCGGACCGCCUACAUCUGAAGCGGCCACUCCUCCAACAAGGAUGCCUUCUAAUCCCAGUAACAAGGCCCAACAUGGCCAAGGGCGCUCAACGAAGCAACGAGCCUUGGACGAUCUAGUAAUGGCCACAAACAGCAGUAGUAUAGUAUCUAAGAGGAGUGUAGAGAGAAUCUACUAUUCUAAUGAACCUCAUUUCUUUCGCUUCUUCGUUAAGAAAUUCCAACGGCGAGCUCCACUGAUCAAUCGAGGUUAUUAUAUCCGAUUACAUGUGAUCGAUGUUGCGGUUCAUCGGUUUCUUGAAAGGCCCUCGGAGAAGAAGAAAGUUGUUGUGAAUCUGGGCUGCGGCAGCGAUGUGCUACCAUGGCAAUGCAUGACGCGAUAUCCGGACAGGUGUCAGAACGCCAAAUUUAUAGACAUUGAUUUUCCCGAUCUAAUAGAAAAGAAAUGUCGAGUCGUCCAGGAAACUCCAGAGCUUGUCUCUCCCUUGACAGCGUUAAAGACCAAUGGGGAAAAUAAUGUACAGCUACAGAGUGACCAGUACGUUCAGAUCGGUUGCGAUCUACGUCGAAUCUCCGAUAUGGAACAAGCGCUCUCAACCGUAGUCGAUAUCCCUCAAUGCGAAUUCAUGUUUGUAGCUGAGGUCUCUAUCACUUACAUGGAAACUGAAGGUGCAGAUUCGGUUAUCAAAUGGGCUAGCACUCUUGGUCAAGCCGAAUUUUGUUUACUCGAGCAAAUACUUCCCGACGGUGAAGACCACCCCUUUGCGAAAACUAUGUUAAGCCAUUUUGAGAAAUUAAAAACUCCCCUUAAAUCCGUCUUCACCUAUCCCGAUCUCUAUUCCCAGCGACAGCGUUUCGCUAGUCGAGGCUGGUCACAUGUUGACGUUGAGAGUCUUUGGCAGAUAUGGUCAAAUGAUGGGUGGCUCUCUGCUGAUGAGCGAAGGAAACUUGAUGCUAUUGAACCAUUUGACGAGUGGGAAGAAUUUGCACUUUUCGCCAGCCAUUACUGCGUGGUCGUCGCCAAGACCGGCCCAGAACAAAAGAUUCCCGGCACUCUCAAGGGUUUGGAAAAACUCGAGCUUCCGGUGGUACCUUUAAAUACAAAUUUAAGAGAAUACUCUAGCACUAGAGGUCAACGUCGAUUUGGCGCCGCGAUGAAAUUGAAGAAUAAUCUAGGAGAGGAAUUCCUAGCCAAUGCAUUUGGACUUGGAACAAACAGCCGACUAAGAUCAUAUGACGUAUAUACGAAAGAGUCGUCUCUACAGGACGUUACGACAGGUUAUACAGGUCCUAGUAGUCGUAUGUGCCAUACUAUCACAGACUUGGGCGAAUAUGGUAACUUGCUUGUGGGUGGCAGGACGUCUCCGUCGAGCGCUCUACGAGAUUGUUGGCUUUUCGAUAAGAAGGCUAACAAAUGGCAACGAGUGGAUGACCUUCCAAUACCUUUAUACCGACACAGUAUAACAAGACUUGGUCGUUCAAAUAUGGCUUUAUCAAUUGGCGGCAAAUCUGGACCAUCAGAUAUUUUCGGCGGCUGUUUAUUGUAUCGACCGGACCCCGGUUGGAUUGAAUGUAAAAUCGAAGGGUCGAACUACAGACCGGUCUUUGGAGCUCUGUUGGUUAGUUUCCAAGAAGCGGCCCGUUCCGCGACAAGUAACGAUAUUCAAUUCCACGGCGUAUUGUCGGGUGGAAUUCCCCGAGAUGGCGUCGUCAUUAACCAAAUUCUACGAUGGGUUGUGUCAUUCUCGGAAAAUGGCGAGCCAACGAUCUCAUUCACGAUUUUAUCGAAUAUAGAGCGCUCUGGCUCUUUGGCCCAAGAGGUGAGUGGCAUUGACAACCCCGAUGGUAUUAUCAACCGUUUCGGUGCUUCUGGCUUUGUAUCACCCGAGGGUUAUUUGACUAUCGUUGGUGGUAUCAUCGGAGAAAAUAUCGUUACACGAUAUUUCGAUAUCUUGAUCAUCAAUGUUUCCAGCUCACGUUACAAGAUCCUCUCAGCAUGCAAUGCAGCAAUAAGCCCACGGCCAAUGCUAAUAGGUGUGUCGACCGAGUUGACCGACAAUGAUCAAUUGGUCGUUAUGGGUGGCGGUGCGACAUGCUUCUCUAUGGGGACAUUCUGGAAUCCGGGCUGUUAUACACUGAAAUACAAUCCCAAGGAUAUCAUCGCUAGACCAUCAUCUUCAUCUGAAAAUGGCAGAAGAUGGGAACUUUCGAAGAUUGUAGAGCUUACGGAAGAAGCCGACCCUCAACAUACCUCAACGUCUUUGUGCAGUAAACAACUCGCGGUUAAAGUCGAUAUACCUAGGCUCCAGGUCAGGACGGCGGCCGAAUUUCUAGCAGUUCUGGAGACCGGUAAACCUGUUGUCAUAGAGCAAAGCAAUUUAGGGAGCUGUGUCCAGAACUGGUCAUCAGACUAUAUCGUGAAACAACUUGGCUCUGAUAGAGAGGUCGUUGUUCAUGAAGCGAAUAAUUCUAAGAUGAAUUUUAAUAGCAAGAAUUUUGCCUAUGUCACAAAGAAGCUUGGAGAUAUGAUGCAGGAAAUCGCCAACGGCCACAAAUUGUACCUGCGUGCGCUCUCGGACGAGCAUCCAUCUAACCAACCAGCGAAUAUAAAGGUGGAUUUUCCGCAAUUAGCCGCUGAUUUCCAACUUUCCGAUGCGCUAUCAUUUGUUAGGGAGAAUGAGUUCAGUUCUGUGCUACGAAUUACUGGACCUGUGGAUAUGUGGCUUCAUUACGACGUUAUGGCAAACCUGUAUUGCCAAGUAACAGGCUCAAAAAGGUUCAUUUUGUUCCCACCAUCGGAUGUUACCCGACUCUCGUUCGCACCGGGCUCAUCUAGUUCGAACAUCGACGCAUUUUCCGAGCUUCAGUCGCCUUCUCUAGCUGAGACACAUCCUCACGAAGCUGUACUCAAGCCAGGCGAUAUACUGUUCCUUCCGCCUCUUUGGAUGCAUACUGCGACACCGUUGAGUAACCUAGGUGUGGCCGUUAACGUUUUCUUCCGUAACCUCGAAAAUGGCUAUUCAACUGGGAGGGAUAUUUAUGGAAACCGAGACCUUGCGGCUUAUGAAAAGGGCCGACAGGACGUUGCACGGAUUGCGAAUGCUUUUAGCAAGAUACCAUCCGAUAUGCGAGAAUUUUAUAUCAAGCGGCUAGCCGAUGAACUCGCUCACAAGACCCACGACUAAAGAGCAAUUUGUGGGUAUUGCGACGACUGAAUUACAAUAAUAGUAUUUAGUCC
This is a messenger RNA of Hypoxylon trugodes, 3687 nucleotides long. RefSeq names its product LCM-domain-containing protein. Gene Ontology annotation, molecular function: tRNA methyltransferase activity; protein binding. The record is from RefSeq and is a predicted model, not a curated record. Gene Ontology annotation, biological process: wybutosine biosynthetic process; tRNA methylation. NCBI's taxonomy places the organism in Eukaryota, Fungi, Ascomycota, Sordariomycetes, Xylariales, Hypoxylaceae. Bases 494 to 3634 code for a protein of 1046 amino acids. The transcript is spliced from 7 exons.